AUGUCAGCAAAAGGAAAAACUGGUCGUAAAAAAGCUGUUAAGGGAACAUCCAAUUCGGCUAAGGCAGGACUUCAAUUCCCAGUAGGAAGAAUUGGUAGGUAUUUGAAGAAAGGAAAAUAUGCAAAGAGAGUUGGAGCAGGAGCACCAGUAUAUUUAGCUGCAGUUUUGGAAUAUUUGUGUGCAGAAAUUUUAGAACUAGCUGGAAAUGCUGCAAGAGAUAAUAAAAAAUCAAGAAUUACACCAAGACAUAUACAACUAGCUGUAAGAAAUGAUGAAGAAUUGAACAAGUUCUUAGCAGGUGUUACAUUUGCAUCAGGAGGAGUAUUACCAAAUAUUCACAAUGUGUUAUUACCAAAAAAAUCACAAUUGAAAUCUGGAGCAACAGCUAAUCAGGACUAUUAG
Plasmodium gonderi is the source of this 402-nucleotide messenger RNA. Its product is annotated as histone H2A. Lineage: Eukaryota; Apicomplexa; Aconoidasida; Haemosporida; Plasmodiidae. Gene Ontology annotation, cellular component: nucleosome. Gene Ontology annotation, molecular function: protein heterodimerization activity; structural constituent of chromatin; DNA binding. The transcript has a single exon. The record is from RefSeq and is a predicted model, not a curated record. The coding region runs from base 1 to 402 and encodes 133 amino acids.